Molecule: messenger RNA, 8739 nt
Organism: Symbiodinium sp. CCMP2592
Lineage: Eukaryota; Dinophyceae; Suessiales; Symbiodiniaceae
Source: the annotation of a GenBank genome assembly
AUGGCUGGUGCGCCGGCGGCUGCCUUCCCUACGGUGGCGGCGGCCAUGGCUUCCCUGGACGACCUCAUCGUCUCUGCCGGUGCGGCGCCAGCGAUUCGGAACUAUAUCGCGGCGAGGGGGAUCUCUUCUACACCGACGCUCGCACUUGUGGCCGAGGACACGACGAACUUUGUGGCGAAGUUCGUCCAACCCUUCCUGUCCGGCGUGACCUUGGCCGGCACGGACCACAAGGCGGCGCCUGGCAGCGAAGACGUGACGCAGGCAGUCCUGGUCCACCUCUUUACGGAGGCCCAGCCCGCGCCUGCGGCGGGGCUAGCUCCAACAGCCACCUCGGCGGCCGACGAGCGCCCCCCAAAGCACUUCGCCCAAUGGUCGGCGCAGGUCAAUGCCUACGAGGCCAAGACCAUCGACGGGGUGAAACGCCGCUUUCCAGCGGCGCGCCUCCUCGGCGCCGAGGAGGUGCUGGCCAGACUGUGGCACGAGCACACCAAGACCAAGGACUACAAGCCCUUGGGCCUCGGCGAGAUUGUCUCCCGACGCACCUGGACGUCGGGGAUGGACCUGAACACUAUCUCGGCGAACAAGUCGACGGGCUCAGGCAAGGCCCUCCGGCUCGUCGACGGCGCCCUGGUCACCGAGGAGUCCGACGAGUGGACCCCCAAGGGCAUCAUGCUCACGCUCGACGGGAUCGAGGCGGCCAAGUGGGCCUGGAUCAUAUGCGGCUAUGAUGAAGAACGGCGCGUUGAGCGCUUCACCGACUGGUUCAGCGAGAAGGCCAGAUCGCGACAGGCGACGAUCCCGGCGGUCCACUCUUUCUGGGCCGACUCCAUGUGGAAGCUAUGCGCCGACAUGCGGCGCGGCCUCACCUUCGGCGCGGCCACCAAUGCGAUCAUGGACGACGCAGCCUCCUGGAACGAGCACGUCAUUGCCCACUCCGCGGCGGCUGCCAUGAAGAAGCAGGUCCAGAUCACCAAGGAAACCGGCGGGCCCAACUCGACGGUGACUGAGACACACCAGGAGAUCGACGACCAGCCCACCAAGGGGAAAGGACGGCGAUGGCCGCGACGACGACCCAAAAAGACAGAGCAGCCCAAGGGGCUCGGCCGCGGCGGCGGCCAGCAGACGCCGUACUUCCCCCACCAAGGAGGGGGCGGCGGCCGCGACGACAGCCAGGGAUGGCAGCAGCAAGGCGGCCGAGGCGGCGCACAGACCUGGAACACCUGGGGCGGCGCCAAGCGCAGCCAGCAGUGGGAUGAGUCCCAACAGCACGGCGGCCUCGUCAUUGAAGGCGAAACGUUUACCAUCGAGAUGAGCCGCAUCAUGAAGCUCGGCGAGGGCGAAGAAGUCGCCUAUGGCUACCGCUUGAUUGCCGAAGCGGAGCUUGCACCCAGCACGGUGAGCGACAUGCACAUGGCCUGCCAAGCCUCGAACUACGCUUCCAGUACACCACGGGGCGCCCUUAUACACCGGAGAACCCAGGUCUGUGCCUCCAUUCUGUCCGAAUGUGGCGGGGACGUGCAAGAGGCCCUCCGAUUGCUGCCGGAGGUCCGCCAGAAGUGGGAGGAGCUGGAGAGCCUUUCGGAGAAGCGCCAACAGAGCCUCGGGCUGCGUAGCGGCGGCUGCUUCGUGGCAACGCAAGCUACGGCCUUGGAGGACUCUUGGCUCCUCGGGGCGCGCCUGGACCUCGGGGCGGCGGCGCUAAGCUUCGCCGCGAGGGAGACUUUGCGGCCGAUGCCCAACGAGUGCUUCUCGGACCAGGACUAUCAGGAGGCACUGGGCCAGGAGCGACCCAACGUCCUUCCCGUCUCCACGUCCUUGUACCGGAACACCCUGAGCUUUCGGUGCGUGCAGGAGUACACAGCGGAGAUUUGGGCUUCUCCAGACUUCAGAUUGGCCUUGGACCGGAAGGGCCAGAAAUUCGAGGUCGGUUCGGGUGGCCAUGAGGUACCUUUCGCCUUCCACCCCGUGGACGGCGGAAAGGGCACCUUGAGCUGGCGCGAGGAGACUUGGAUUGAGGUGGCCAUGUCCGAGUUGCUUAGCCACUUGCGGAAGCACCGGCGCCGGCACGAAGUCUUCGAGGCAUUGUUGAGCACCCCAGAAAAGGAUCCUUCACUUCGGAACCAGCCAGAACCCUGGCACCGCACCGUGGCCGGGAGCUGGUUUGCCGACGCGAAGUGGUACGGAGUAUCCUCCUCGGAGAUGUCCGGCGACGUGCUCCUUGCCAAGGUGACCAGCGAGAAGAGCGCCUUUUUCUUGGAGUUUGAGCUGCUCCCAUGUGGUGUCCUUGUGGCCUAUCGGCUUCAUGAGUACGACCGCUGCACCUUCCGCGAGGCCGUCUGGACCUCCGACAGGCGGCGAUCGCUCUUCGGGGCAGACCCCGAGAACUCCUUCGAGCUCUUUUCGGUGCCCAAAGCCCUGGAGGACCGAGCGGGUGAACUGAGCCCUCUGAUGGCGUACGCCCCCUCCGUGGUCCUCCACAGCGCUAAAGGACGCUACCUGCCACAGAGAUUCCUCCGAGGACUGUUGCCCGAAGUGAUGCUGCCACAUUACGCGUUCUGGCAGAUCUCCGAGGUGUGCAUCGAAGCACGGCCGAAGGACUCCCAAAGCCGUUGGUUCAGCGCGCCUCUGAAGAUCCAGAUGCUCCCGGCGGGUUUGGCCAGAGUCACGAAGGAUUUCUCAGAGGAUCAGGAGGGCCCUGAGGGCCCGGAGCUGCUGGAUCCGACAAGAGCCUCCCCGAGCUCGGAGCUCGCGGUCUUUGCAGAGCGGCUUUCGAGGGUGGAGCCUUUGUCUCACAUUCUGCUGUGGACCUGCGUCGACUGCGAUGCUGCGGUGGACCUGGUAGAGAUGCCACGCUUGCAGCUGCGCUUCCGCUUGAGGGAAGGCCCUGUGAUUCGCGACUCGGGCGAUGGCGAGGGCCCCAAGAUCGCUUUUGAGCCAAAGCUGUUCUGCGAUGCUUAUGGUGGACAGCUCUACCUCGAAGCCACGCACCAUCAGGCCAUUCGACAGCUCCUUCCAAACUGCCCUCACGCACUGCCGCCUCACUGCCUCCUUCUGAGAUCCGAGUCUGGCGAGGCGAAGGUGGUGGCUCCUCUGGGCGCGUUGAAGCGGCGUCAGAGCUACCCAGAGCCGUUCUCCACAAAAGUCAGUCUGCAAAUCUUCGACGAGGAGUUCCUGUGCCCCACUGCAGCCUACGACCUCCCUCUGGCCACGGGCGCGGACCUGAAGUGUCCGAGUCUCCUGUCCGCUUUGUGGCUGCUGCUGAGCCGCUUGCUGCAGCUGGACUACGAGGGUGCUGUGAAGCUGCUGCCUUUCGUGUCUGUGGCUUCGGCCGAAGGCCAUCUGCGACACGACGAGGCCUUAGUAUUCCGGAUGGCCUUGAGGGAUACCUCGGACCGAAACCCGGAUGCUGUGGCCAUUCGCUUACGACUGGUGCAUGCCAGCGUGGCCUCCGUGCAGCCCGACGAGGACCUCGCCAGGUCCGCCUUCGCCGACGCGGCGAGCUACAUCUCCCACUUGACGCACGUGAGUCAGAGCUGCUGCAUGUCCCUGGACGAAGAGCUGGAGCUCUGGAACAGCUUGAGCUCCAUGAAGAGCGAAAUGGAGGCCACCAAUCGCUACAUCGCAUGGCGCCGAAGCGUUCUGCUGGCUUGGAAGCAAGGCACCUCCGAGGUGGAGCUGCAAUGGGCGCGGCAUUGUCCCGGUGCGUGGCUUUCCGGCGUCCUUGAUGACGAAGAGCAGGCGGCCUAUCUCCAGAAUCUGCCCGUGACAGAAAUCGACUGCAUCGGCAUCAAGGGUCAACCUCUCCUGGAGUGCUCGAAGUUUCGAAGCACCGAUUGGCCGGAGCUGCUGGAAAUGCUGGAAGGUGCUGCCCUGAAAGACGGGCUGUUCGCCACGCUUCUGGGCUUGUGGGAGCUGGGCAAGUCCGUGGAAGUGCAGCGACUGGCCACGAGGAUGCUCCUUUUCAGCGUGGCGCGUGGUCAGAGCUUGGACAGACGGCUGCUGCUCACUCUCUUCAUCUUGCAGAUCUGCUUCCCAAAAGGGCCAAAUCCCAGCAUGAAGAGCCCACGCCUGGCGGCCUUCCAAAAUCUGCUGCCCCGUCAGAGUAAAGAGCGGAAGGAGUGGGUGAACGCAUUGUUUGACUGGGGAUGUCGGCAUUUGCGCGAGAAUCCGGGCCUCGUCGAUGAGAUGCGGAGCUGGAAGAAGAUAGCACCUCUGGAUGGAUCUGUUUCUGUUCCUCUCUCAGACCUUCAGCCGACGGCCGUCCCUCGCAGCGCAACGGACUUCCGCUGUCACCGCCGGGUCCUGGCUGAAACGACGGGCAAGUCCAACGCCUGGCCCGUCCUCUCAGACCGAGAGCUCCAAGAGAUGUCAGUGCGCACACCCGCUCUGGUGGUGGGAUGCGAGUCGCUGCGGCCGACGUUGACAAAGGAGCCACUUCCCGGAAGCCCCUGGCGUCUGGGCCUCCUGCCUUCUUGGAAAGACAGCCUUCAGAGGUGCCCUGCGACCUCCCCGGCCAGCGCGGCGACGUUGCAACGCUGGAAAGACUCAGCGCAGGCCUUUGAGGCCCAACAGGAGCCCUCGGCGUUCCAGUUCAAGACCCGCCACGGUGGACUGACGAGUCUCUGCGGGUCCAACAUGGACAUCAACCUCCUGAAGGAUCUGCUGCAGGACGUGGAGACCUUCUUGCAAACCCUGCAGGUGCAGAAGGACCAGGACGUGAGGCGUGCCCAACAGGGCGUCGAAGCCAUGCUAGCCUGGUCCCGUCGACCUUUGCAGGAGACCGAGCACCGGGAGCUCUGGGACCUCGAAGUGGUCAGUGGAUUCCAUCCCCCGAUGCUCAGCUUCGAGUGGAUGGUAGCCUCUAUCCUCGCAGCAGAGGCUGGGGAUGUUGUCGCCGCCUUUUUGCCGUCGUCGCUGGAUCCCAAAACUUCGUUAGAGCUGGUCCAGCCCCAGUGUCUGGUCGACGCGUGCUUGACGGUACUGCUCCUGGCCACUCGUGCUGCUUGUGCUCGCCGGGCUUUGGUCCACGCCUUUGCCCUUGCAACCCGGCUCAGGCGUUUGCAGAGCUCGGAGAUUGGGAGCCUAAGCCUCGAUGAUCAGCGGGACCUCCAGAGCCUGGCCACGAAACUGGCUGCGGAGCUCGGAGCGAGCGAGGAGUUCAUCGAGAAAGAACCGGAAGGCGGCAUCGCCCUGGACCCCCAUUUCCUGCUCUUCGAGUGGCUCUUUGGUAAAGGGAACCUUCGCGCGAGCCAGCUGCACUUGGUGAGCCACUUCGCAGAAGCAGCCAGGUCGGGCAAGCCUGUGAUUCGGCAGCUCCUCAUGGGGGAAGGCAAGUCGGCGGUGGUCGCGCCGCUCUUGGGCCUGCUCUUGGCGUCAGAGGGCCUGGUUCUCCAAGUGGUUCCCGAUCCGCUGCUCUCGCAGAGCCUGGCUAUGACCCGGGCGCUCUUCGGACAGGCCUUCUUCCGGCCAGUCUACCACAUGGGCUUCGACAGAUCCGAUGCCACUUCGACUUCGUCAUUUGCCUUGUUACGCAAGCUGGCCACCGCAACCAAGCAGCGCGCUGCAGUCUGCUCCACUGCAUCCUCCAUCAAGAGUUGCAUCUUGGCCUUCGUCGAGGCAGAGACGAAAUUGAGCAGGCUGAAAGCGCCCCCUGCGGCCUCGGCACGUACGGCGUCCCAGUGCUUGGAUCUUGCCUGCAAACUGUGGCCUCGCAUGGCAGAUGCCUCCCACGAGAAGGAGCUCGAGUUCACAAGUAUUUGCUUGGCCGGCGUUUUGUCCACGUUCCAGUCCAGCGUUGGCGUCUUGGAUGAAGUGGACUUGCUGCUUCACCCCCUGAUGUCGGAGUUGAACUUUCCCGUGGGCGCUCGGGAGCCCCUGGAUCUUUCUCCUGAGCGCUGGGAGCUGCCCAUGCAUCUUCUUCAGCCCUUCCUGUGCGUGGACACGGAUGUGGAAGGCAGCCAAAGCCCCGCUUGGCAGAGGUGCUGCGAGGAGAUCAAGAAGGGCCUCAAGCAGCUGGCUCUGCGUGAGAGCCCCCAUCUGGUCCUGGUUAUCGAGGACUUCUAUUUCGAGCACCUGGAGCCUCCCCUGCGGCACUGGCUCUGCGACUACUUUCGUGGGCAUGGAGCCUUUAAAGGGAGCCAAAAUCAGGACUUUUUUGUGGCGUUGGGUGAGGAAGUGUCACUAAGCGCGACCGAUCGGGCAAGUCAGCUGUUGGUUCUCGGCCGGGACUGGCUGAGGCACACCCUGCCCUUCGUCCUCGCCAAGGUCAACCGAGUGCACUAUGGCCUGCUGCGGCAGAAGGACACCCGAGACCUUGAAGCACGGGGAUACCCGGCGCGAGGCACCCGGCUCCAGAUGGCCGUACCUUUCACCGGCCUGGAAACGCCUUCCAUCGCAUCGGAGUUUGCCAAUCCCGACGUCGCAAUCGGGUUGACCAUCCUCGCCUUUGGGCACGAAGGCAUGCGCCAGUGCGACGUGAAGACUCUGCUGCUCCUGCUGAAGUCUGACCUCCUUCGGGAUGCAGGGACUCCAACGGUGCAGCGCAAGGCCUUUCGAAGCUUCCAGGCAUGGACGCAGUCGGACCCCGACGAAAAGGACGGGAAAGCCUCCGACUCGGGUGGGGUCCUGCCUUUGGAUUUAAUCCAGCCGGAUCCUGCAUCCAUCCUCUCCCUCAAGAAGCUCUGGGCCGGAAAGGCACCCGUCUAUCUUUACUACUUGGCCCGGGAGAUCUUUCCGAAGGCUACACCAUGUCAGACGAGGAAGCUCUCCGCCUGCGCACAAGAGCUUGCUUCGCCGAGUCUCUUUAAGGUGAGGCUGGGCUUCUCGGGAACCCCUAGCAACAUCCUCCCCUCCAGCUUGCCUUUGGUGGAGUUUGACGGCACCACGGAUGGGAAGACCAUGGCUAUCCUCUCCUCCCCACACCUGGUCCAAAUCCAUCACCUCAAGUCGGGCUGGACCCCGCAGUCCGUGCUCAAAUACGUGGCCAACAGGCGACCCCACUUCUGCGCCUUGAUCGACACGGCGGCUCUCCUCUGCGGCUUGGAGAACGAGGCGGUGGCAAAGUGGCUCAUGGAGAGCCCCCUGACGGAGGAGGGAGGUGAGGGAGAUGCAAAAGAGGCCUGCAUCUUCCUGGCCCGUGGAACCGACCUGCCCAUGAUUCUGCUCAAAGGCGCUGCUUCGGCUGUCCCUUUGGAAGAUGCCAGCAUCCUUCCGGAAAAGCGCUUUUGCUAUUUCGACCAGCCGCACACUACAGGGAUUGACAUCAAUCAGCCUUCACUGGGAGUUGCUGCCAUCACGAUGGGAAGGGACAUGAGCAUCCGGGAGCUUCAGCAAGGGGCCUGGCGGAUGCGCGGUCUUGCAAGAGGGCAAACUCUGGAAAUGAUUCUUCCCGAAGAUGUUGCGGUCUACAUGCGCAGUGCUCUGGAAGAUGAGACUGCGGUGCCUCUUUCGAACAACUCCCGAGCGCUGCAAGACAUCCAAUCCUGCCUCUUGAUGCGCUCCGUGGAGCAAGAAGAGCUCCAAGCCCGGCAGCUCGUGCGCCAAGAUCUGGGGAAUGUGUGGAAGUCUGAGGCUCUUCAAGCUUUGAUGGCUGGUCGCAGGGAGGACGUGGAGGUGCUUCUGGAGACCGUGAGCUCCGAUGUCCAGCAACGCACGACGCGGAGUCUGCAGGAAUCUUUGAGAGAUUUGGCCGCCCCUUUUGUGAAGACCAAGCCUUUGGCCGCAGCUGUUGAGAGGGCCGUGGAGCGAGCAGUACAACUUUUGGGCGAUGUCGUAGAGCAUGGGCGUGGGGGAGGAGGCGGGGAAAUCGUUCGCGAGCAGGAGCAGCAGCAGCAGCUGGAACAUCAGGUGGAAUCCGAGAAGGACACGACGGUGAACCGGCCUCGCAUUGGUGAGAGCCGUGUGUGGGACCUUCAGCAGAAGAUGGAGGAGAUUAUUGGUGCUGUCACUGGCGGGGACAAGAUUCAGGACAUCCACCUCUUCGCUUUCCCGUCCGCGGCGACGAUCGCAGACACCCUGAACCUGGCCUCACAAGCCGGAUCGGCCACACAGGCAGCGAAGGGACUGGAGGCCCGAGCACGCUUGCAGAACCUUCGUCUCCGAUUCUCCCCAAACUCUCGCCUCACCAGCGAGAUUCCGGUGCUUCGCCCCGUUCUUGUGGCCCUCCAACUCCAAGCCGACACAUCCACGUCCUCCACGUCUACCCUGGCCUUGUCUCUCUGUGAGGCCGAAAGCAUCCGUUGGAUCCUGGAGACAGAGUCAGGUGAUGUCCGGGGCAGCUUCCUGCUCCAUAGCAUCUCUGAAGCUCCGAUGUUCGAAGCUCCAGGAGCCUCCAUGGCCGAACACCAUGUGCUUAGCCAAAGCCAGCAGACGCUGGCCGUUUCCCAGUCCGCCGUUAGCUUCUUGCGCUUCUAUCUUGGCGAGUCCUGGUUCUCUGAAGACGAAGUGCGAUGCUUGAAGGACAUCGUGGGCAAGUCCAAGCAGGACUUCCAGCGGCUUCGCGCGGGAUUGUUCGCCUGCCGGCGCCCGGGAGGCUCCGCAGAUUGGGCCUCCACGCCUUUGGCAGCCGUUUUGGGGGACCCGAGCCUCGCAGAAAGAGUCGUGCUGCCGCCGCCGGGCCCCACCUACCUGGAACGCUUUAGCACCGAAGCCUUGGCAGGUGGCCAGGACUUCGUGGAGACCUACGCCCGCCAAGAACCGAGCCAGGCCGGUAAGGACCCGGAGAGCAGCCGACUGGGAUAA